AUGUAGACACUGUCAUCUCGAUAGACUAUGGGCUGAACGCAGCUCAGUUGCACGCCUGAUCUCGUGAUGCAGACAUAGAGACAGAGGCACCUUUCCUUUGCAGCAUAAAGUGCCAGAUCAUCUUCCUCGCUCAAGAAGAAAUAAUAAUUCGCUGGACUGCGUGUACCGCAGAUAUCCAGUCGACCCCGAAGCCGAGAUCUAUGCCGUCGUUCGCCCUGCUAGAGUGGAAAAUGGGACACCACGCACAAAGACGCUGACUGGUUGGAUACAAAGAAGGGGGCCACUUUCGCAUACAGAUGUUCAGGCGACCAUGGUCUUGGACUUUUGUCCGCGUUCAGCACCACAACAGGGUCGAACUGCAGGAUCUAGUUGCAGUCUUGAGCGAUAUGCCAACAUUCGGAAUACUUGCUAAACAGAAUUUCCAUCAUUUGAAGGAGAAUGGCACAGUGGGACUUCUAACAGAAGCCUAUCAUGCUCAACGAAUUAUAGUCUUCAAAGAACAAUGGGUUUUGCUGGAGAAGCUGAAGAAUUUCGCGAAGGAGUCUGGCCUGUACGAGAGCCAGAAGAAGUUGUGGGCAAUAGACAACGAAAAGCCUCCCCUCAACCUGUUUGCAGCGUACCUUAACUAUAAUGGAUGUGGGGUGCUUGUUCCAAAAACUGUUCGCGCUCUAUACAAACAUGCUCUGGAUUUCUGUCCGUCUUGAAUGUCACCUUUGAGCGAACUAUGCGGUGGCUCAACGAUAA
Messenger RNA from Dothidotthia symphoricarpi CBS 119687, 744 nucleotides. RefSeq lists its product as uncharacterized. The transcript has a single exon. Lineage: Eukaryota; Fungi; Ascomycota; Dothideomycetes; Pleosporales; Dothidotthiaceae. The coding region runs from base 297 to 704 and encodes 135 amino acids. The record is from RefSeq and is a predicted model, not a curated record.